AUGAAAACCUUGUUUGUUUCAGGAUCAGAUUUGCAAGUAUGUCUCCCCAAGGGUCCAACAUGCUGCUCAAGAAAGAUGGAAGAAAAAUACCAGCUAACAGCACGAUUGAACAUGGAACAACUGCUUCAGUCUGCAAGUAUGGAGCUCAAGUUCUUAAUUAUUCAGAAUGCUGCAGUUUUCCAAGAGGCCUUUGAAAUUGUUGUUCGCCAUGCCAAGAACUACACCAAUGCCAUGUUCAAGAACAACUACCCAAGCCUGACCCCACAAGCUUUUGAGUUUGUGAGUGAAUUUUUCACAGAUGUGUCUCUCUAUAUCUUGGGUUCUGACAUCAAUGUGGAUGACAUGGUCAACGAACUGUUUGAUAGCCUGUUUCCAGUUAUUUAUACCCAGCUAAUGAACCCAGGCCUGCCGGAGUCAGCCUUAGACAUUAAUGAGUGCCUCCGAGGGGCAAGACGUGACCUCAAAGUAUUUGGGAAUUUCCCCAAGCUUAUUAUGACCCAGGUGUCCAAGUCACUGCAAGUCACUAGGAUCUUUCUUCAGGCACUGAAUCUCGGAAUUGAAGUGAUCAACACAACCGAUCACCUGAAGUUCAGUAAGGACUGUGGCCGAAUGCUUACUAGAAUGUGGUACUGCUCUUACUGCCAGGGACUGAUGAUGGUUAAGCCUUGUGGUGGCUACUGCAAUGUGGUUAUGCAAGGCUGUAUGGCAGGCGUGGUGGAGAUUGACAAGUACUGGAGAGAAUACAUUCUCUCUCUGGAAGAACUUGUGAAUGGCAUGUACAGAAUCUAUGACAUGGAGAAUGUACUUCUUGGCCUUUUUUCAACGAUCCACGAUUCCAUCCAGUAUGUCCAGAAGAAUGGAGGGAAGCUGACAACCACUAUUGGCAAGUUAUGUGCCCAUUCUCAACAACGCCAAUAUAGAUCUGCUUAUUAUCCUGAAGAUCUGUUUAUUGACAAGAAAGUAUUAAAAGUUGCUCAUGUAGAACAUGAAGAAACCUUAUCCAGCCGAAGAAGGGAACUAAUUCAGAAGUUGAAAUCUUUCAUCAGUUUCUACAGUGCUUUGCCUGGCUACAUCUGCAGCCAUAGCCCUGUGGCUGAAAAUGACACCCUGUGCUGGAAUGGACAAGAACUUGUGGAGAGAUACAGCCAAAAAGCAGCAAGAAAUGGAAUGAAAAACCAGUUCAAUCUCCAUGAGCUGAAAAUGAAGGGCCCUGAACCAGUGGUCAGCCAAAUUAUUGACAAACUGAAGCACAUUAACCAGCUCCUGAGAACCAUGUCUGUGCCCAAAGGUAGAGUUCUGGAUAAAAACCUGGAUGAGGAAGGGCUUGAAAGUGGAGACUGUGGUGACGAUGAAGAUGAGUGCAUUGGAGGUUCUGGUGAUGGAAUGAUGAAAGUGAAGAAUCAGCUCCGCUUCCUUGCAGAACUGGCUUAUGAUCUGGACGUGGAUGAUGCUCCUGGAAGCAAGCAACAUGUGAAUCAGAAGGACAAUGAGCUAGCCGCCUCUCACAACCUUGGGAAUGUCCAUUCUCCCCUGAAGCGUCUAACCAGCCUGGCCAUCUCUGUGAUGUGCUUUUUCUUUUUCUUUCUGGUGCACUGACUUCAUAGUGCCUGUCACAUGUGCUGUUCCACAGCACCCCGUGGUCUUCCUCCAUAAAGGGAACCACUUUCUUAUUUUUUUUUCUAUUUUUUUUUAAUCUUAUAUACAUCCUCCAGCCAUUAAGUAGAGGACUAACCGUGUGUUAUGUUUUCGAAAAUCAAAUGGUAUCUUUAUGAGGAGGUAAAUUUUAGUUGUAGUAUAGAUUGUCUUUUUGCAAAGAAAAAACAUCAAGUUGUGCCAAAUUAUUUUCCUAUGUUUGGCUGCUAGAACAUGGUUACCAUGUCUCCCUCUCUCCCUCUCUCUCUCUUUCUCUCUCUCACUUUCUCUUUGCAUGGAUUUCUUUGGAAA
Molecule: messenger RNA, 1944 nt
Organism: Tupaia belangeri chinensis (Chinese tree shrew)
Lineage: Eukaryota; Metazoa; Chordata; Mammalia; Scandentia; Tupaiidae
Gene: GPC3
Product: glypican 3
Exons: 7
Coding region: 1-1596 (531 amino acids)
Biological process (GO): positive regulation of canonical Wnt signaling pathway; cell migration; regulation of protein localization to membrane
Cellular component (GO): extracellular region; cell surface; plasma membrane
Source: RefSeq, a predicted model, not a curated record